Molecule: messenger RNA, 1674 nt
Organism: Cucurbitaria berberidis CBS 394.84
Lineage: Eukaryota; Fungi; Ascomycota; Dothideomycetes; Pleosporales; Cucurbitariaceae
Exons: 2
Coding region: 398-1444 (348 amino acids)
Cellular component (GO): membrane
Source: RefSeq, a predicted model, not a curated record
ACCCUUCAGGACUGCGCAGACGUAGGCCGUGGAAUAGGUAGAUGGAUACAGUUGGAUCCACGCGUACAACUGAUGAAGGUAGUUACAAGCAGGAACCCGAAUACCCGUUGAGCACUGAUUGCUAGCGCAUGGAACCACGGUAAGGAUGAUCCAUAUGAGCCCGCUCAGGUCCGCCAAGCGCUUGUAUUUCUUAGCACUUUGUAGAACACGAUGCCGCCGGGACCUUCGCUUUUUCUUGGGGUCGCCCUGCUUGUUUCCUUUCUCCGCUACCCGUACUUCAACCAUGCUUUCCGCCCGCUGGACCUCCGUGGAGCUGUGCUGGCCAUGACUGUUGAGCAAAGGUGGCGACGAUAACAAGAAAGACUAGACGAAGUGCGAAUCCGAUCAACCUGCCAGUAUGAUUGGAGCGGCUCUAGUGGGGGCACGGUUUGUCGAAUUACCUAAACGGGCAGCUGCUGGGUAUACAAAUAGUGUGCUCAACCCUUACAUCUAUGAUCCCUCCGAGCACGCCGCCAUUGUCGGCGCCAUCAUUGUCACGCUCAUCUCCAUCUUCUCCGUCUACCAGUACCUCCGCUACCGAUCAUGGUUCUUCUGGGCCGCCAUCAUUGCCAUUUUCAUGCUGACACUCGGAUUCGUCUGCCGUCUUGUCUCUGCUUUCGAUGAGCACAAAAACUCGCCCUUCAUCGUCGCCUGGCUGUUGAUCCUCCUGGCACCUUCCUUCCUGGCUGCUGCCUGCUACACAGCUUUCAGCCGCGUAGUAUGGUUCUCUUGCCCGACAUACGCCCUGAAUUUCAAGACACUGUGGUGCUUUCCAAGAUGGAUCACCCUUACAUUCGUCAGCUUCGACCUCUUCUCCUGCCUCAUCCAACUCGUCGGCGCCUCCCAAAUCAGCCGGGAAUACGACCGCGAUUCCGACCCCUCGCGCUCCAUUGAAUCUUCUGAACGCAAAGCACUACCAGGCCGGGUCAUCCUUAUCUUAGGACUCGUGUUGCAAAUGAUGUGUUUCAUCUCCUUCUCCAUCAUCUCGAUGCGCUACUUCUACAUCUCUCGCCACUGGCGCGCCUUCGACCUGGGCGACAUGAAGCUCUGGCGCAAACUCUCAUAUACUAUCAACGUUUCCAGCAUACUCAUCGCCCUACGAGCCAUCUAUCGAACAAUGGAGAUCCCGCACGAUCAGGACUACGGCCUCAAGUAUCUGCAAAGUAACGAGUGGUGUUUCUGGACGUUCGAUGCGGUUCCAAUAUUCGCCGUAUUGGUUGUGUUUGCGGUGUGGCAUCCUGGGCGCUAUUUGCCGAGGAGCUACACGGGGCUCACCCUAGACAAGGGGAGGGCGAUGAAAGAGAAAGACGAGAUCACAUCAAUGCAUACUGCUCGUCCUGGUGCGGAGCUUAAAGACUUCACGCCUGAGGACUUUCAGGGUGGCAGAGUCGCUACGAGUGUGUGAGGAGGACUGGAGACUGCAUGGUUUGAGGCCAUUGGAUUGAUUCGACACGACAUCAUGUGAUACCAUUGCAUUUAGCGGGUUAGGCGUUUUGGGAUUUCAUCAAGAUGAUACCUUACUCAACGAGUAAACUAUUGGCAUAAUCUACUUCGUACCAUGUUUCCAAUCGUGCCCUUACUAACCUCGAACGUGUUCCAGUGCGCUGGCCUACAUCGUGACGCGGCUUUAGCAUU